Messenger RNA from Aegilops tauschii subsp. strangulata, 834 nucleotides. The record is from RefSeq and is a predicted model, not a curated record. Lineage: Eukaryota; Viridiplantae; Streptophyta; Magnoliopsida; Poales; Poaceae.
AUGGCCUCCGGGAUCGCCAGCAUGUCCUCCUCUCUUGCGGUGCUCCUCCUCGCCGUGCUGCUGCUCUCCCGCAGCGGCGUCGGCAACGCGGCGCGGCACCUGGAGGAGGCGGCGUACCCACCGGUGCCGCCUGUUCUCCCGGCACCUCUGCCCAAGCCGGACGUGACGCCGUCGUUGCCCGCACCGGAGGUGUUGCCGAAACCGGGGCUGCCACCGCUGCCCACACCUGAGGAGCAGCCCAAGCCGGAGCUGUCGCCUUUGCCCGCACCGGACGUGUUGCCAGAGCCGCCGUUGCCCGCACCCGACGUGCUGCCCAAGCCGGAACUGCCCACACCUGACGAGCAGCCCAAGCCGGAGCUGCCGCCGUUGCCCAAACCGGAGGUCCCGCCGACGGUGCCGGAGGUGCCCAAACCUGACGUGGAACCGAAGCCGGAGCUGCCACCCGUGCCCAAGGGUGAGGAGCCGCCGAAGACGGACCUGCCGCCGCUGCCAACAGGUGAGAUCCCACCAAAGCCGGUUCUGCCGCCUUUUCCUACAGGCGAGCUUCCGCCCAAGCCGGAGCCCGAGCUGCUGCCCAAGACAGACGAGCCACCGAAGCCAGAGCUGCCACCACUCCCCACCGGCGAGAUUCCACCGAAGCCGGAGGUCGAGCUGCCACCCAAGACAGAGGAGCCCCCGAAGCCGGAGCUGUCGCCACUUCCGACUGAUGACCUUCCAUCGAAGCCGGACGUCGAGCUGCCACCGAAGCCAGACCUGCCGCCACUCCCUACCGGUGAGCUUCCACCGAAGCCGGCGCAGCCGCCACUGCCGUAUCCUGCGGAGCCAAAACCAUGA